This is a messenger RNA of Pediculus humanus corporis (human body louse), 846 nucleotides long. Its product is annotated as protein twist, putative. Gene Ontology annotation, molecular function: protein dimerization activity. The record is from RefSeq and is a predicted model, not a curated record. Lineage: Eukaryota; Metazoa; Arthropoda; Insecta; Psocodea; Pediculidae. Bases 1 to 846 code for a protein of 281 amino acids. The transcript has 2 exons.
AUGGCGGUUGCAACUGAAAUUUUUCACGGAUUAAGAACUGUUAUGAAUUUGAGCAGUGAAUGUUUAGAACCAUCUUCUCCAAGAAGUCCGUUAUAUAGUUUUUAUCAAACACAUUCUCCGCAAAAUGCAUCGCAAACGAUAAAAAAUUUCGAUCAACAAAUGAAUUAUAAAUAUUUGGAAAGUUCUCCGGAUCAAUGUCAUUUAUCAUCAUCAUCAUCGGAAAGUUUUCGUUCGAUAAGUCCAAAUUCUGAUUUUAGCACCGAACAAGAAUUUACACGUAAAAAUUUGAGCAACAGCGGGAACGACAGCAGACAUUAUGGAGUUUUACGUUCGUCCGAAUCUUUAAUUUUCGAUGAUGUUUUUCAAUACGCAAAACAUAAUCAAAGAAAAUUUGAAAAUUAUUCGACAGCCGUAACGAAAAAUACAAUUUUUAACGAAACGGAGGCUAAGGAUAAAUUAAUAGUUGAUAAUUACGUGAGAACAAGACAGCGUAAAAUAAAAAAAAAUAAAGGGAAGUUUUAUGAAUUCGAUGAUGAAAAUACAAACAGCAGCACGAAUAGUUACGGCGAAGAAGAAAGGGAAUUUGCCGAUGAAUACGACGAAGAAUUUUUUAAAAAAUCAGGAAGAAAAAAAAAUUCGCAAAAACUCAUAAGUCCAUCGAUAUUAAAGAAAAGAAGAUUGGCUGCCAAUGCUAGAGAAAGAAGAAGAAUGGAAAAUUUAAAUAAAGCUUUUGAUAGAUUGAGAACUCAUCUUCCAUCUUUAGGUAGCGACAGACAAUUGUCAAAAUAUGAAACAUUACAAAUGGCGCAAACUUAUAUAAGUGCAUUAUGUGAUUUGUUACAAUAA